Messenger RNA from Pediculus humanus corporis (human body louse), 612 nucleotides. RefSeq lists its product as uncharacterized. The record is from RefSeq and is a predicted model, not a curated record. Gene Ontology annotation, biological process: regulation of tube size, open tracheal system; septate junction assembly. Lineage: Eukaryota; Metazoa; Arthropoda; Insecta; Psocodea; Pediculidae. Gene Ontology annotation, cellular component: septate junction; membrane. The transcript is spliced from 4 exons. The coding region runs from base 1 to 612 and encodes 203 amino acids.
AUGUUACUUUUAAUGUCAUUCGCGAGCCCCUAUUGGAUUCAAAGUUAUCAAGAAACUUUUAGCGAAUUUAAACACAUGGGACUAUGGGAAUAUUGCUUUGAAGAAUUUCGUUAUCCCUAUUAUCCGUUUGAUAAAGUAUUUAAUGGAUGCCAUUAUAUAUUCAGUCAUGAAUACUAUGUAAUAAGAGAUUGGCUUUUACCAGCUUGGUUGAUGGUCGUUCAAGCUUUCGUCACAUUAGGAUUAAUUCUCUCAUUCAUAACACAAAUCAUUGUCGCAUUGGAAUUAAUACGAUGGCCUUUAAAAAUUGUACUAAAAUAUGAAUAUUUAUUUUCAAGCAUAGCAUUUGUGUGUAGUGCUUUAACAGCUGCCUUACUUUUUCUCGCAGUGGCAAUAUUCGGUGGACAAUCUUGGCGUAGAGACUGGUUAAUGUAUCCCACAUACAAUUAUUUAUCGUGGUCAUAUGGUUUCGCUUGUUUAGCAUUUAUGUUUCAUGGAGUUGCUGCACUUUUUAUAUAUUUGGAUGCUAGAAAAAAUUAUGAAAUAAAAAAAGAAAGUAAAAAUUUAGUCGUACAAAUGGAUGAAAAUCCUAAUCACAAUGGAGGCUAUGUUUAA